This is a messenger RNA of Musca vetustissima, 771 nucleotides long. Its product is annotated as adenosine 3'-phospho 5'-phosphosulfate transporter 2-like. The transcript is spliced from 3 exons. Gene Ontology annotation, molecular function: 3'-phosphoadenosine 5'-phosphosulfate transmembrane transporter activity. The record is from RefSeq and is a predicted model, not a curated record. NCBI's taxonomy places the organism in Eukaryota, Metazoa, Arthropoda, Insecta, Diptera, Muscidae. Gene Ontology annotation, cellular component: endoplasmic reticulum membrane; Golgi membrane. Gene Ontology annotation, biological process: transmembrane transport. The annotation marks the transcript as partial.
UUAACUCUGGGUACAAUGGGCCUUUCAAACUCCAGUUUGGGUUAUCUCAAUUAUCCCACACAAGUUAUUUUUAAGUGCUGUAAAUUAAUACCGGUAAUGAUCGGUAGCAUUCUGAUACAAGGAAAACGUUACGGGCCUUUAGAUUUCGCAGCAGCCUUGGCGAUGUGUAUUGGUUUGGCAUGGUUUACGUUGGCCGAUUCCCAGGUGUCACCGAAUUUCAAUUUGUUUGGUGUUGCAAUGAUAUCGGGAGCCUUGCUGUGUGAUGCCGCCAUUGGCAAUGUACAGGAAAAGGCAAUGCGAGAACAUAAAGCAGCAAGUAGUGAAAUUGUAUUGUAUUCAUAUGGAUUGGGUUUCAUAUAUUUGUUUGUCAUUAUGAUGGUAACGGGUAAUUUCUUUAGUGACUUUGCCUUCUGUUUGCAGCACUCCAAAGAAGCAUUCUUCUAUGGAUUUUUGUUCAGUCUUUCUGGAUAUUUGGGAAUUCAUUUUGUAUUGGCACUGGUAAAAAGUAGUGGAGCUCCUAUUGCUGCCACUGUAACAACAGCCCGUAAAGCUGUCACAAUUGCAAUUUCCUUUAUAUUCUUUAGUAAACCCUUUACCAUACAAUAUGUUUGGUCCGGUCUUAUUGUUGUUCUGGGAAUUUAUCUAAAUGUUUAUAGUAAGAAACAUAAAUUGACGCUAAACGAUAUUAAACAUAAAAUUAAGCACAUUACCUUCAAUGGACGAACGUCAAUAUCGCGUAAAUAUUUAGUCGAAGUUUAACGACAUAAAAUA